AUGGCAUCCCAGGGAGCUACCUUGCAGAACUACAACAACGAGCUCGUGAAGUCCAUCGAAGACCUUCGUGAGAAGAGGGAGGAACUGAAUCGCCAGAUCCUCAAGGAAGAAGAAGACAAGGCAAAAAUUCAGAAGGAACUCUCCAUCCUCACCGAUCGUCUUCAGAAGGUGAAUGAGAGCUUGGUCCGUAAGACGCAAGCUCGCAACGAGUACGACAAGACCAUCCAAGAGACUGAGGCUGCCUACAUGAAGAUCCUGGAGUCCUCCCAGACCCUGCUUCACGUGCUCAAGCGCGAGACGGUGAACCUCACCAAGAAGAAGCAAGGAGUGUGGCACACCCCACCCAGCGUCGGGAUGAGCCGAUACGUGACCUUCCACGAGCACGUCACCACGCCCCCGCCCAAGGUCAGUGUGACCCUGACCGAUGGCCGCGUCCUUGUGGGCGUCCUCAUGGCCGUCGAUAGGCACGUGAACAUCGUGCUGUGUAACACCGAGGAGUGGGCUACACACGGCGACACGGAGUAUCGCAAGUACAAAGUCAAGGGCAAGCCAGAAGGAAAGGAAUUGAAGAGGAUGUUGGGCUUCAUCGUGGUCCGGGGCACGGGGAUUUUAUACAUUCAACCGGAGGAGCUCGGCAAGGAGGAGCGCUGGUCCAUCCGGCUGGAUGCGACCGGCGCUACCAUGAACCCUGCAGCGGCGCUGCUCGCUGGCAUGCGCGCGCCCUUGGUGAAUCCCUUAUUGGCAGCAGGUCUUCGCCCGGGUGGCCUUCCUGGGUUGCCCAGCAUGCCAGGCGCGGGAAAACAGAAAACACCGAGCGACCUCACCGGUUUUCCAGGCGAAGAAGAGCAGGUAGCCAAAAGCCUGCUCUUGGAGGUGGCAGCAGGUGUCCGUGGACGGAAUUAUAUAUUUGCAAUUCUUUCCGUGAACUUUGUGCAAUUUUAA
Messenger RNA from Durusdinium trenchii, 942 nucleotides. The record is from the annotation of a GenBank genome assembly. NCBI's taxonomy places the organism in Eukaryota, Dinophyceae, Suessiales, Symbiodiniaceae.